Anarrhichthys ocellatus (wolf-eel) is the source of this 1242-nucleotide messenger RNA. Its product is annotated as peroxisomal N(1)-acetyl-spermine/spermidine oxidase-like. The record is from RefSeq and is a predicted model, not a curated record. Gene Ontology annotation, biological process: spermidine catabolic process. The transcript is spliced from 8 exons. NCBI's taxonomy places the organism in Eukaryota, Metazoa, Chordata, Actinopteri, Perciformes, Anarhichadidae. Gene Ontology annotation, molecular function: polyamine oxidase activity. The annotation marks the transcript as partial.
UGUUAACCCGAGUCAGUUAUAUUUCAUUCAGAACCGGCUAUGGCUGUGAAUGCGAAUGCUAAAAUAGUUAUUAUAGGAUGCGGGAUAGCAGGUAUAGCAGCGGCGCACCGGCUCGUUAACGCUGGAUUCCAUCACGUGCGCAUACUUGAAGCGACUGCGAGAAGCGGAGGAAGAAUAAAAACUGGAAGACUGGGUGAUAAUAUUGUUGAGAUAGGAGCUAACUGGAUCCAUGGACCGUGCGAGGAGAACCCUGUGUUUUGUCUGGCCCGUAAGUACAGGCUCCUGGAUCCAGAGGCCCUCACCCCAGAGAACCAGGCCAUGGACGUCGGAGGACAUCCCCCCUUUGUUCCCAACAUUUUCUGCAGUUCAGGUCGGAAGCUGAAUGCUGACGACAUUUAUUAUGCUCAGAAAAUGUUUGCUGAGUUGCUGAAGGAAAGUUCAGAAUUUGAGAGUCAAGGAGGAGAACCCUGGGCCUGUGUGGGAGAUUUCAUCCGGUCAGAGGUUCAACAGCGAGCAGCAGAGAAGUGGAAAGAUAUUGAUGCAACCACCAGAUCUCUGCGACUGUGCAUGAUCAGUAACAUGUUGAAGUUUGAGUGCUCUAUUAAUGGGGCUCACAGCAUGGAUGAGGUGGGCCUGGGGGCCUAUGGCCUAUAUAAAACUCUUCCUGGACUGGACUGUACAUUCCCUGGUGGCUAUGAAGGUCUGGUCAAAAACUUGAUGUCGGAGCUCCCCAGUGGUUUAGUAACCUACAAUCAGCCUGCUCGCUGUGUCCACUGGAACAACACCGAGAAGAGAGAAAACCAUCUGACGAUCGAGUGUGAUGAGGAGAGGAUCGCUGCUGAUCAUGUUAUUGUCACAGUACCUCUAGGAUACCUAAAGAAGCACCAUUCAGCCCUGUUCCAUCCUCCUCUCCCUCUACACAAGCUGCACUCCGUCCAGAGACUAGGUUUUGGAACAACCAAUAAGAUAUUUGUGGAGUUUGAUUCACCGUGGUGGGAUGCUGACUGUGAGGUCAUCUAUCUUGUGUGGGAAGAUGAGGAUGUCAUGGUGGACCAGGUGCCAGAUGUACAGCGGUCCUGGAUAAGGAAGUUGUGUGCCUUCACUCUACUCAAACCCACUGAAAGGUAUGGCCAUGUCCUGUGUGGUUGGAUUGCUGGACACGAGUCCGAGUAUAUGGAGACACUGUCUGAACAAGAGGUCACAUACACCGUCACCCAACUCAUCCGCAGAUUUACAGGUGAU